Messenger RNA from Sardina pilchardus (European sardine), 915 nucleotides. RefSeq names its product trace amine-associated receptor 13c-like. The transcript has a single exon. Gene Ontology annotation, molecular function: trace-amine receptor activity. Bases 163 to 915 code for a protein of 250 amino acids. Lineage: Eukaryota; Metazoa; Chordata; Actinopteri; Clupeiformes; Clupeidae. The record is from RefSeq and is a predicted model, not a curated record. Gene Ontology annotation, cellular component: membrane. Gene Ontology annotation, biological process: G protein-coupled receptor signaling pathway.
UAUGUGGCUUUGUAUGUGUCUGCAAUACUUGCUGUGAUAAUCACUGUGGGUGGCAAUCUGCUUGUUAUCACAUCGGUGUGUCACUUCAAACAGCUUCACACACCAACUAAUGUGCUCCUUUUUUUCCUGGCUGUGACAGAUUUCUUUGUGGGAAUCUUUGUAAUGCCAAUGCAAUUUAUCUGGCUGAUAGAAUCGUGCUGGUUUUUUGGAACAAGAGCUUGUGCUUUUUUCAACUUUGUGUCAUUCCACUUGACGUGUGCAUCUGUCCACAUUGUGGCUCUUAUUGCUGUUGAUAGGUGCAUGGCUCUGAGCAAUCCCUUUUACUACUCCAAGAAAAUCACUGUGAACCUCAUGAUUAUUGUGGCCUCCCUGGACUGGGUGUUCUCUAUGGCUUACAAUUUUGCUCUUCUGUACGACAACGGUUUCUUUACUCACGCACUGACACUCUGUCCACAUGAAUGUCUCAUUGCUGUUGAUGAAAUAUGGUCUUGGGUUGAUUUUGUAGUGGUAUUUGUAUUACCUUGCUCCAUCAUGUUUGUACUGUACCUGAUCAUCUUUGGCAUUGCCAGGAAACAUGCUACUGCCAUCAGGGCAGCUAACAGUCAGGGGAAUCCAAACAGCAAGAAUGACCAUGUGCCUAAACGAUCAGAGAGAAAAGCUGCAAAAGUGCUGGGAAUAUUAGUGUCUGUCUUUUUGUUAUGUGUUCUACCAUAUUACAUUGCUAGUGUUAUUCCUGGUAUAAACCCCCAACUCUUUGAGGCCGUAUUGAAUUACACAUCAGCACUACUCUACCUGAAUUCUUUGUUCAAUCCGAUUAUAUAUGCUUUGUUCUACCCGUGGUUUCAAAAGAGCAUGAAAUUGAUUUUAAGCUGCCGUAUAUGUAGCCCUGAGUCUUCUCUUAUGCAAGUGAAGUGA